GGUAAUUGGAUAGAUGUUGUGAUCUCGUGAUAGUCACAGGGAUAUAAACUAAUAUCUAGUGAGAGUCCUGGCCGGCCUGAGGAUCCUAUUCCUAAGUAUCCCGGGAUGUCGAGAGGAAGCUCUUACACAGAUGCACAACAGCAGCAGCUAGAUGAAUCUAUUCAACGCGACCUAUUGCUGGGAUUCCGACCAAAGUCAGUGCCAGCUGUUUCUCACAACCGGUUCCUCUGGCCAAACAGAAAAGAUGUUCGUGUAAAGCUAGAAUUAGGAGAUGAAAAGAGAAUUGUUCUUGUACCGCGACCUCUGACCUUGGAGGGAUUGAUCCGGCAAACUCAGAACUGUUUUCCAGGCCACAAGUACACAAUGUACUUCUUCAACAGUGAGGUUAAAGGUCUGCGACCGUUAACAGCACAGACUGAAGUUGAUUUUGCACAAGACAUAUUUGACUCUCAAACACGUGCUACGAGUAUGAGGGUAGUACUCACUCUAGACACACCUUCACCCCCACAAGACCAGACUCCACCCUCUUUUUCUCCGGCAGCCUCCCCUCCCCCACCUCAGUCACCAGACUCACAGUCCUCAAGUCAUAGUGACUCCCCUGCACUCACACCGUACCUUCUACCACCCAGAGACUACAGAUUUUCCAAUAGGUCAUCGUCUGAUCCGUAUUCUGGCAGUGAGUUGGUUCAAGAGGGGGUUAGAGCAAGUCCUGACCCGUUCCAAACAUUCCCCAGAGCCUCAGGGGAUAUCGGAGGAGAUCCUCUACGAAGUACUUCACCGCCUCCUUGGUUCAUUGCCGAGCCUCACACACCACGAGUAAAGCAGGAUUUUUUGGAUGGUGGCGCUUUUAUACCUGAGACUGAAGAUGGUGGUCCACCGACAGUCACUGAGCCGUUCCAUCAGAGCCACUCCUCCCCUGAGCCUUCAUUACGCUCUAUGCCCUCCACACCCUCCGAGUAUACAUAUGACUCUAGAUCACCACCAGAUUCCAUCAGUUUGAGCAGUGAGCUUGUGCACAGGAAUGAGCCUCAUGUUCUAGACUAUGAAGAUGAUGAUUGCUACAGUCAUCUAUCCGGUCCGAUGGCUAGAACAUUUCCACGGCAGAAGAAGAAAAAGUCAUUGUCUGACAGAACAACUCCUCUUGAUCAAAAAUCAUUGUACAGGACCUACCCGCUGAAUGACCCUAACCGUCUGAAUACCAGUAGAUCCAACAGAAAGACCCUUCCCAGUGCUGAGACAGUUCUUAGCAGAGGCAACAGCUCAACAAGACUCAACGACGCUGAACUAGCACUGCAGAACUUGGCCCGGCUGAAUGUAUCCAGCAAAGUGACAGCUCCCACUAAUUGGUCCAAAGGAAAGCUCCUCGGCUCGGGGGCAUUUGGACAGGUCUUCCUCUGCCAUGACAAUGACACAGGUCGAGAAUUAGCAGUAAAGAUUGUGGAUAUCAAUCACAUUGACCAUGCUGCCCCGUCCACUGACUCUCUUAACAUGCAAAAGGAAGUAAGGUCAUUUGAGACAGAACUGCAAUUGUUGAAGAACUUGAGACACGAAAGAAUAGUCACUUACGAUGGUACAGAGAGAGCUGAUGGAAAACUUUACAUCUUUAUGGAGUUUAUGCCUGGGGGCUCUAUUUAUCAACAUCUGCGGGACACUGGAGCACUCAAUGAAAUUUUAACCAGAAAAUACACUCGGCAGAUAUUAGAGGGUAUUACUUAUCUUCAUGAAAACAAAAUAGUUCAUAGAGAUAUCAAAGGUGCCAACAUUUUACGAGAUUCUAAUGGGAAUAUCAAGCUGGCAGAUUUCGGAGCUUCUAAAAGAUUACAGACUAUUCGCAGUGGUCGUGCUGGAAUUCAGUCAGUGCAAGGAACUCCCUACUGGAUGGCCCCUGAGGUCAUUAAAGGGGAGGUUUACUCCUACAGAGCUGACAUUUGGAGUGUGGGGGCGACAGUAGUUGAGAUGCUAAAAUGUCACCCUCCCUGGUAUGAGUUUGAGCCAACAGCUGCUAUGUUCAAGAUUGUCACAGAGGAAACCAAACCAGACUUACCACCUCACUGCUCGGAACAUGUAACGCACUUCUUACAGCUAUGUUUUAUAAAAGACAAAAAUCAGAGACUGUCAGCGAGAGAAUUAAUGGAAUGUCCUUUCGUCAAUACUUAACGGCUAUUCAAGCAACUGAUAGCUAUAAUGAUGGAUCGUGUGUUAUGAAAUCAGAUUCAGGAAGUUAUAUGGACAAGUGCAAAUUUUUUUUAACAAGAUGUUUAUUACAAUGCAAUUCUAUAAUUUUAUGAUACCAGUAUACAUGCAGAGUGCAAUAAUAAGUAUUCCAAACGAAA
This is a messenger RNA of Halichondria panicea, 2333 nucleotides long. RefSeq names its product mitogen-activated protein kinase kinase kinase 3-like. Gene Ontology annotation, molecular function: ATP binding; protein kinase activity. The record is from RefSeq and is a predicted model, not a curated record. Gene Ontology annotation, biological process: protein phosphorylation. NCBI's taxonomy places the organism in Eukaryota, Metazoa, Porifera, Demospongiae, Suberitida, Halichondriidae. Bases 106 to 2157 code for a protein of 683 amino acids. The transcript has 16 exons.